AUGCCUCGUGCUGGCCAUGCGGACGAGAAGAAGAUCAAAGAAGCCUGCGAAACGAUUCUCAAGCGCUUGGCACUGGGCAACAAACCAAAUUACGCUUCUGCUGCUCGUGAGCAUGGUGUCCAUGUCAACACUCUUCGCAUGCGCUUUCAGAACUUCCGGAAGUCGCGAAACGAAGCUGCGCUGGACCGAAUGUUUCUCAGUCCUUCCGAGGAGGAGACACUUGUCACUUGGAUGGAGGUUCUCGGAGCAAGUGGCAGUCCUAUUCCCCGCAAGGCCACCUCAGUUACCACCUGUUGA
Messenger RNA from Mycena citricolor, 297 nucleotides. The record is from the annotation of a GenBank genome assembly. Lineage: Eukaryota; Fungi; Basidiomycota; Agaricomycetes; Agaricales; Mycenaceae.